Messenger RNA from Wasmannia auropunctata (little fire ant), 2184 nucleotides. RefSeq lists its product as uncharacterized. Lineage: Eukaryota; Metazoa; Arthropoda; Insecta; Hymenoptera; Formicidae. Gene Ontology annotation, molecular function: olfactory receptor activity; odorant binding. The transcript has 12 exons. Bases 1 to 2184 code for a protein of 727 amino acids. Gene Ontology annotation, cellular component: plasma membrane. Gene Ontology annotation, biological process: detection of chemical stimulus involved in sensory perception of smell; sensory perception of smell. The record is from RefSeq and is a predicted model, not a curated record.
AUGGAUAGUUCUAAAUAUGACGGAUAUGCAGAUUUAGAAUGGGCCAUCGGAAUAAAUCGCUUUACCUUGCAAAUGAUCGGUCUGUGGCCUGACGGGAAAUUAAGCAGUCAACAGAAAUUUUGGGCGAACGUACGGGCUUUCAUUAUUUUCACUAUGUUGGUCACCGUGUUUGUCAUACCCUCGUUAUUUUCGCUGAUAAGAAUCUGGAAUGACAUGGAAGCAUUAAUAGACAACCUACAAAUUAUGUUACCUGUGAUUGCGGUUAUCAUAAAAAUCAUCAUUAUGUGGCUUCGAAAAGAAGACCUCAUAUCGGUCGUGAGCAUGAUCGUGGCAGAUUGGACCAAAGUGAAGACGAAGGAGGAACGCGAUACCAUGAUAAAGCAGGCGAGGAUCGCGCGAUGGUUCGGCGUGUUCGGAUGCUUCCUGAUGGUAGAAGCGAUAAUCAUCACUGUCGUCCUGCCGUGUUUCGGCUACUCCAUGAGAUACCUGACGAACAUCACGGAUCCGGGGAAGCCGUUACUGCUGCAAACGUAUUACUUUCGCGACAUGACGCAGAGCCCGUACUUCGAAAUCGCCUUCGUCGCGCAGGCUCUGGUCAUCAUAAUGGCUGCGUUCUCCUACACCGGCAUCGACAAUUUUAUGGGUCUGGUGGUUUUUCACAUAUGCGCUCAAAUGGAAAUUCUCAAAGCGCGAUUGCUCAAGCUGAAAGAAUGUCAAGACUUCAAUGUUGGACUGUCGACGAGCGUCCAGAAUCACAUACGUCUUAUCAGAUCAUCGAUGACGGUGGCAAUGUCUCCUUCGCGCGAAUAUGUUGGCUCAUAUCGUGCAAAAUACGAGGUUCUUUGUUGUGAAGGCAUAUAUCAUGCGGUGUAUGACUUCGCUUGGUAUUCGUUGAAACCGUAUGAGGCCAGAAAUCUGAUGCUAAUAAUGAUUCGUGCUAACAAACCUCUUUAUAUCACCGCGGGGAAAAUAUUUCCAAUGACGUUAUCCAUGUUCUGCAGCCAUGGUAAUUAUGUAGACUUAGACUGGGCGAUCGGAAUAAAUCGGAUUUCUCUGAAGAUCAUCGGCCUCUGGCCAAACGAGAAGUACAAUCGUUGGCAAAGACUUGUGUCUAAUCUACGCGCCAUCAUUAUUUUUUUCACCAUGUUUUGCGUAGCGGUAGUACCCGGAAUAAUAGCGUUACUGAGGAUCUGGGGUGACAUGUUGGCGAUGGCAGACAAUAUGCAAAUCGGUCUUCCCUUCUCAGUGAGCGUCAUGAAAUUUAUGAUCAUGUGGUUCCGCAAGAAAGAUCUUGAACCGGUCAUAAAUAUGAUCGCGGAGGAUUGGCUCAGGACGAAAACUGCGCAAGAACGAAAUAUUAUGAUAAAACAGGCGAGAUAUGCCAGAAUAAUGGUCAUAUUCGGAUGUAUCAUGAUGAGCUUCGCGUGCAUCGUUCUCAUCAUUCCUCCUUGCUUCGGAUACACGAUGAGAUAUCUAACAAAUCUGACAGACCCGGGGAGACCGAUGCUGGUGCAAACGUAUUAUUUACGUGACAUAACGGAGACCCCAUACUACGAAAUCUUGAUCGCCGCCCAGGCUACGGCGAUCUUAAUGGCCGCGAUUUCUUACACGGGUCUCGACACCUUUCUGUGCUUGCUUGUAUUCCACAUAUGCGCCCAAUUGGAGAUUCUCAAGAAUCGAAUGCUCAAUUUGGACAGCUUCAAAAACUUCAGCGCCGGAUUGUCCUUCAUUAUCCAGGAUCACCUACGUCUCAUUAGGUCUGUUGAUGUUAUCGACAACACAUUCAAUUUGAUGCUUCUGACACUAUUAGUGUAUUUCGCUAUGUUAUUUUGCCUGCAAGGAUUUCUGAUAGUUGCCAUGAUUGAUGGAAGCAGCGAUGUUUCCUUUAUGCGAGUAUGUUGGCUCGUUUCGAUUCUUAUUAACACAUUCGCUCACAUGUGUCUGUACUGCGUGGUCGGGGAGAUUCUUAUAGCCAGAGCCGAAGGAAUAUUUUAUGCGGCGUAUAACUACUCGUGGUACUUGAGGACGCCGACUGAAGCCAGAAAUUUGAUGCUGCUAAUGAUUCGCGCCGAAAGGCCUCUAUAUAUUACUGCGGGCAGAAUGUUUCCCAUGACAUUGUCCCUAUUUUGCAGUUUAAUAAAGACAUCGGCCGGUUACAUAUCCGUAUUGCUCGCUAAUCGAUAA